AUGUCAUCGUUUGGAAAGCAUCGCCGUAAGACGCACACGUUGUGCCGCUGCUGGGGUUCGAAGGCCUACCACCUUCAGAGGUCCACCUGUGGCAAAGGUGGCUAUCCUGCCAACCGCAAGGGAAAGUGUAACUGGAAUGCCAAGGCUAAAAGAAGAAACACCACUGAGACUGGUCGAAUGAGGAGGCACCUAAAAAUUGUAGACCGCAGAUUCAGGCAUGGGUUCCAUGAAGGAACAACACCGAAGCCCAAGAGGGCUGCUGUUGCAGAGUCCAGUUCAUCUGAAGGAUUUCAACUACUAGUCACACAAUAAAUGUUCUGGUUUUAAAAAAAACAAAUAGCAUACCAAAUUUGUGAAAAUCUCCCAACACAGAUGCGAGCAACAGCCAAUGUCAGUGAGAGCUGAGCAUGUGAUAAUUGACUUUUUCUUGGUUCCAAUUUCUUGGAUCCUCUGACCCUCUCCAGGUCAGUCUCUGUUGUGGCUUCACAUCAUGACUU
Mustela lutreola (European mink) is the source of this 497-nucleotide messenger RNA. Its product is annotated as large ribosomal subunit protein eL37-like. Gene Ontology annotation, biological process: translation. Gene Ontology annotation, molecular function: RNA binding; structural constituent of ribosome. The record is from RefSeq and is a predicted model, not a curated record. The transcript has a single exon. The coding region runs from base 1 to 312 and encodes 103 amino acids. Lineage: Eukaryota; Metazoa; Chordata; Mammalia; Carnivora; Mustelidae. Gene Ontology annotation, cellular component: ribosome; cytosolic large ribosomal subunit.